AUGGGAUCGGGACAAAGUAAGGGACACUCAAAACAAAAAACUAUAACUUCCUCGGGAUUUUUGGGAAGGGAAAGACAAGUUCAGGUAAAAGCAGUCGGCCAUUUUAUAGAUCUAACACAGAGGAUUCAUAUUGUCAGGGGCACCCACGUCAAUUUUUGGAAAAUAUCUGUUCGGAAGACGAUUUGAGAUCUAGAAUUUUCGGAACAUUGUUGGAAAAUUUCUUGCUUGCCUGCCUCUCCUAGGACUUUCAAACAUCCAAAAAAUGGUAUAAUUGCCCAUUUUGAAACGGAUUUUUUUACCCUAAAAAGGUCACCUAGAAUUUACGGGAGCCUUUUUCUGGCUGAAAUUUUCGAAAAGGUAAGUUUUGAUUCCUAUAAUUUCCCGAUCACUAGACUUUCAGCUAGGAAAUCCGAACAGAUGAAAAAUUUUUAGGGGAUAACAAUAUGCCUAUUUACCGUUUAACUACAAAACGUACUAUUUACCGUUUUACUAAAAUACGCUUAACAAUGCUAUGUUUAAGUGGUUUUGAUCUAUAUUCUCGUUGGGUGCCCCUGAUAUUGUUUUCACCCUAUGAACUAAAAACACAACUACUUGAUGCCAAGUCGGCCAUCAAAAAGAACUAGUACUAAUUUGAAUAACGUCUAGUCACUUCUUCAGUCUGAACGCUCUUAUCUUCAGCUUCGCAAGCAUUUUGGUAUUAGGAAAUAGGCUUAUUGGUUCCACGGUUUUUUUUUUCAACUUUUGACAUGGGAAAAUCCGUCAAAUCCGUUGGAAAGAGUCCCUUUCAAUUAGUAAAAAAAGCACUAAAGCACUUUCUUUGAGUGUCAACGUAUUUAGCACGAAAGUACUAACUGGGACACUAUUUUAACGUCUUCUGGCUGGAGACGGGAACGCCAUUUUUUAUGGUCACCCGCGAAGGUCUAGCCACUUGCAGUGCAAAUGAAAUACCAGGAUUUUUCCUUUUACUAAAAAAUUAUAUCUUCAUCGCGCGCAGGGAAGAUACUAUUUUUAUCUUUCACGUGUGAGGAUACUGGUGUUGGCCUGGUUACGAAAAUAAAUAAAAGAAAAAGUUGUGUUUUAUGUAGGAAUUUCACCAGCAUCUAUAAAAUAAACAGAACAUUACAUGGCCGCUUGGGGAUACGAAUUUGAUCUUCUCGUGCUGAAAGUAUCUCUCUACCGACUUUUCACGCUUAUUACAUCUCAUUCAAUUCGUCAAAUGUUGGCAAUUUUUUUCUGGAGUUGAAUUCUAAAAGACUGUAUCAAAGGUCAGUUCGGUUGUCGUCUUGUGUUCCCGUCCUCCACAAAACGUGAAAUUAGGUAUUUUCACGUCCUGGUCGCGCAGUGACGGCAAGGAAAUGUACAAAAAAGCGUGACGCACGUGCAACGUUGUUGUUUUCCCAAUUUAAACCUAUCGCUUUUUUGCCGUUCUCGUUGAUGUCGCCGUCGUCGUUGCUUAAGCUUCGUAUUUAUUUUGGAAAUGAAUCUACCAUUAAAUAUUUUCAUUUACAAUAAUCGUAUUUUGAUUUGUCUGUUUGCGGUACUAUGAUUACAACGUUAGAAUCCCUGUAGAGGAGAUCAAUGGUCGAGCUAUAGGAAGAGAAAUCACUCGACGCUGCGGAAACGAAGGGCAGCAUCGAUAUCUGAAUAACGUGGAUUGGACCACAUUGAGAUUUCUGAGAGCAGCCAACUCAUUGCUCCCUGAUGCUAGGGACGAUGGCGCCAACAUGAGAAAUUGUGCCUUCAUUCUUAGACAACCCGGAAGGGAGUUUGUCAUCAUUUCUGGAAACGGAGAUUGGGAGUAUGAUUUCUCUGAAGACGCCGAUGGCGAGAUUUAUGGCCGCUGUGUACGCAAGCCCUUUCUGCGCUAUGCUUGGGAUGGAGCCAAGUCAGCAGUUGUUCGCAUAUUCUCGUUUGUUGCUUCAACUGCAGUCGGAUUUUUGACGGGAGGUCUCUAUGGCGGUUCGAAGGCUUUGACAAAUUAUUCACAUUACUGAUAACUUACUUGUUUACUUGCGUGUAAAUACAAAGCACAAGUUACAUCAUUUUAGUCUUCUCGAGUUGAGUUAGCUAAGUUUGCUAUUUAGCUGUGGAGUUUACACAACUGUAGCUCCCACUGAAGGGGCUCAACCUGUUAGUAAUUCUGUGUACAAGAGGUCAGUGAGUAUAACUCCCUCGCUUUCUUUAAUGUUUCAUUCACACGCUGUAUUUUUCGUAAUUCUUUUUAUUUUAAAUAAGCUUUUGCUUUGUUCUUAG
This is a messenger RNA of Porites evermanni, 2253 nucleotides long. NCBI's taxonomy places the organism in Eukaryota, Metazoa, Cnidaria, Anthozoa, Scleractinia, Poritidae. The record is from the annotation of a GenBank genome assembly.